Molecule: messenger RNA, 3313 nt
Organism: Neocloeon triangulifer
Lineage: Eukaryota; Metazoa; Arthropoda; Insecta; Ephemeroptera; Baetidae
Product: receptor-type tyrosine-protein phosphatase beta-like
Exons: 16
Coding region: 313-2703 (796 amino acids)
Biological process (GO): protein dephosphorylation
Molecular function (GO): protein tyrosine phosphatase activity
Source: RefSeq, a predicted model, not a curated record
CUGCUUAGAUUCCUUAUCUCCACAAUAAGACCGGGCUAGUUUGAAUUACAAUGUGAACCUGUGAGAUAUACCAUAGUCCACAAAAUUGAUACAGUGAAAAAGUUUGCACUCGAGGAGACGUUCAUAGGAGUGAUGAAAAAACAUUUUUGUAAAAUAAAACAGCUUCAUUAGCCAAAAAGCAGUUCGUUUACUGAUGGAAUAGGGUCGCAGAACGUAACUGAAACUGGUUGCACAUUAGUAGAAUUGCAAACUUAGUAAAAAUUAAAAAAAAAAUCCUACUUGUAAUAUAGGUGUGGAAGCAAGUGACGAAUAAUGGAGCCGUUGAAGCCUAGCCAAAUAAGGAUAUUGCCACUCCGAGCUUUAGUCUCACUUGCCUUUUUAAUCGCCUAUGCGCAUUCAACGGGAGAGCAGGCUCAACAAUAUGGCGGGAAUCUUUCACCACUCGGCUCCACUGGAUCUAGUAUCAAAACCACCCACGGAUAUGCGUACAACGAUUCGCUAGCACCGAUACUAACCGUGCAAUCUGAAAAGUCCUCGGAAGGCUUUCAUCGUUCUGGCACGACACAAAACUCAUCAACAGUGAAUUUAAAAAUGGGAAUUACUCUGACGGAGGAAGAGAUGUUAAAUGCAAAAGUAGAAGGUCCCGUCAAGGACCUCGCAUUUGACAGCAAGACGAAUAAACUGACCUGGAGAGACCCAGACGUAAUCAUUGACAAAAAAUAUUAUAAACUUGAAUUUGAAUAUGAAGAUCUUACACCUAAAAGAAUAUACAAAGUAAAUCAGGACGAGUUUCGAGUCACCAAUGAGAACUUGAAAGACAACCAAACUGCCACAGUAACGGUUUGUGUGGUUGAUUCAAGCGACGCAGAAGGAGAAAAGUCGAGCAUUGACAUAAAAAAAAUAGACGACAUUCCGCCACCGCCGUCUGGAGAAGUUGAGACGUCACUUGAUGAUGAAAGGAGAGGCAAAGAGGUGACCAUUCUGUGGCCGAAGAAUCUUUUUGGAGAUUCAAAGAUUGUUAGAUGGGAAAUUUUGGUGGCGAGGUAUAAUGAUGACGCGGCACUAGGUAAUUACAUCGGACAAGAAGGAAAGGUCAUCACGUGGGCUCAGCACAUGAAAAACGAUAAUGAAACGCGAUUCUACCGACCAACCAAGAAAGAAUGGAAUCCCGACACCACAGGAGAAAAUUAUCGAUAUUCAAUUGGAGCAGACGACAGUUGCAACCCAGCCGAUUUGGCUAAAUUCUGCAACGGGCCUCUCAAACCAAAAACAAAAUACUUUUUCAAAAUUAGAGCCUUCACUACUGUGGGCUUCAGAGACACAGAACCGAAAAGCGUGGACACUGAAGAAGAGACGAGCAACGGAGGCAUUUUUGUUUUGUCGCUGGUCAGUCUCAUUUUCAUCGGCACCAUUCUGUUUGGCAUUUGGUUCAACAGCCCUGAAAACCCCAAAUGUGUAAAAAAUAUCAUGUUUAAAAUGGGUGCCAUGCGGCGCGGAAUUCAGCAGCAGGGAGAGCCCGUCAAUGAAACUCAAGAGCGGCGCCCGCUGAUCAGGAAGUCAGUACCAAAGAACGAAUUUGCAAAGUACCUGGAGCAACUGUUGGAAGAGGCGGAACUAGAGGAGAGCAACGGAUUGUCCGAGCAGUUUAAGCAACUUGCCCUACUAAGCCCACCGCCGCCGUCGACACACCCUGGAAACUACUCGGCCGCCAUGCUCCAGUACAACAAGCGGAAGAACCGAUAUAUCAACAUUUUGCCAUACGACAGUACUAGGGUAGUUUUGUCAGUGGUGAGUCCCAACGACCCUGAGUCAGACUACAUCAAUGCCUCCGAGGUCAAAGGGUUCAGCGGCCAGGUCGAGUAUAUUGCCUGUCAAGGUCCGUUGGCGGACACUGCUGAAGACUUUUGGCGCAUGGUCUUUGAAAAGGACGUAUGCGUGAUUGUCAUGGUCACCAAUUUGGCAGAAAAGGGAAAGAUUAAGUGCCACAAGUACUUCCCAGACCUGAGAGAAACUAUAAGGUAUGAGAGAGUUGCCGUCAAGUGCGUCUUGCAAGCAGACUUUCCUGUCUACACGAGAAGGACGUUUUUAGUGCAGAAGACUGACGGAAUGAUUUUGAAAAAUGUGAUUCAACUCCAUUUCAAAGAGUGGCCGGACUUUGGGUGCCCUGAAACGACGGACCUGCUGCUCAGUUUCUGCCGCACUGUUAGGGAACUGGCCAAUGCCAAUUCGGAUGGCCUUGUCCUUGUGCACUGCAGCGCUGGGGUUGGUCGGACAGGGACCCUGAUAGCUGUGGAUAUGUUGCUGCAAGAAAUAAGGGCAAAUCGAGAGAUUAACAUCUUCGACAAGAUUCUGCAAUUGCGGUACCAACGAAUCAACAUGGUCCAGACCGAGCUUCAAUACAAGUAUAUUCACGAGUGCGUGCGAGACGCCAUUGUUGAAGAUUUCAAAGAAGGGUUGAAAAUGAAUGGUGGUGGUGGCAGAAUGAUCGCUCACUUGGACCCUAUUUACCAAAACAUGAAGAAUGAACUGAAAGACGAUCAGACCAGUGUAUUGACCGAAAUUCAAAAUUUGGAAGACAUGUUGUCUGAGAAUGAGGAAAUCAAAUCAAGUAGACGGGAAAAGGCAAAUCCCACCGUGGUCAAGGUACGGCACAGUGUAAAUAUGGAGUUGGAAAACGAGAUAAGUGAAGAGUCAUUCCUGUAAAUGAAACCAAGGCGGAAGUCGCUGACAAUAAGACGGAAGAUACCAAGUUAUUAAGAUUGAGAUUUUAGAUGAUUUAACACAAAUUAUUGCACUUGAUUUUCUGUCAGUGGAUUGAGUGGAUAAAAAGUAGAUUUUUAAAAGAAAAAUUUAUACAUAUUUGGCUUAUUGAAAAUACUGGUAAAAAAUGACAGAUUAAAAAAAUUUUACUAGGAUUUUUGGAUAAAAAUUAAUUCCUCGCGAUCUCCUUUCUGGCUAAUGGGUAAAACUUGUCCCACUAGUAUUUUGAGAUCAUCCCAUUUUAAGAUAAUAUACAUUAAAAUAGUUUCUUUUCUUGAGUUCCAAAACGGUUUUCCUAAAAUUAGCAUACAACUUCAUAUAUUAACCUUCUUUUAUCAAUGAUAAAUACCUCGAACCGAUGAAAAAAUGUUCAUGUCUACUUUAAUGCCCGUUUUUCCUUAUUGGAGGAGAAAUAUGUAAGCUGUGAAUAUAUUAUAUUCAACAUUCAAUAUUUUACUAGAUUUAAAUAGCUGAUAUUAAUACUGAAUAUAAUAUGUUAGUUCACAAUUUAUUGAGUUAUUCUGAUAUAUUUUAAAUAAAAUCAAUUGUUUCA